This is a messenger RNA of Aedes aegypti (yellow fever mosquito), 1963 nucleotides long. It is a transcript of the gene TyrRS, whose product is annotated as tyrosine--tRNA ligase, cytoplasmic. The transcript has 2 exons. Gene Ontology annotation, biological process: tyrosyl-tRNA aminoacylation. The coding region runs from base 179 to 1753 and encodes 524 amino acids. Lineage: Eukaryota; Metazoa; Arthropoda; Insecta; Diptera; Culicidae. The record is from RefSeq and is a predicted model, not a curated record. Gene Ontology annotation, molecular function: tRNA binding; ATP binding; tyrosine-tRNA ligase activity.
UGCGUGGCUGUCUCUCUCCCCUCCACAACUCAUCCGCAACCGCAACGCAGCACUUUGAUCCUUUUUCGAUUGCAGUUUUGUUGCAAUUGCUGCAGCACAUUCCCGUUCCAUAAAUUUCACAAAAAGUGCUAGAUUUUAGUCAGUUUUGUUUGAAAGUGUAAGAUCAAAAAGUGUGAAAAUGACGGCCCUCACUUGGGAAGAGAAGGAACAGCUGAUUACCCGGAACCUGCAGGAGGUUCUGGGCCAGGACAACAUGCGAACCAUUCUGAAGGAACGGGACCUGAAAGUGUACUGGGGAACGGCCACUACCGGUAAGCCACACAUUGCCUACUUCGUGCCGAUGUCCAAGAUUGCAGAUUUCCUAAAGGCGGGUUGCGAGGUGACGAUUCUGUUCGCGGAUCUGCACGCCUAUCUGGACAAUAUGAAGGCCCCGUGGAGUUUGCUGCAGGAGCGUACCAAGUACUACGAAGCGGUCAUUAAGGCUAUGCUGUCUUCGCUGGGAGUGCCGCUGAACAAGUUGAAAUUCGUCUGCGGAACAGAUUAUCAACUUUCGAAGGAGUACACUUUGGAUGUGUACAAGUUGUCUUCGGUAGUGACCCAGCAUGACGCCAAGAAGGCCGGAGCGGAGGUUGUGAAACAGGUGGAACAUCCACUGUUGUCGGGAAUCUUGUACCCGGGACUGCAGGCCCUGGACGAGGAAUAUCUUAAGGUGGACGCCCAGUUUGGAGGUGUGGAUCAGAGGAAGAUUUUCACUUUUGCAGAGAAGUACAUGCCACAGCUGGGAUAUGCCAAGCGGAUCCAUUUGAUGAAUCCGAUGAUUCCCGGUUUGGCCGGUGGCAAAAUGUCUUCCAGUGAGGAGGAUUCCAAGAUUGAUUUGCUGGACAGCGCAGCGAAGGUGAAGUCUAAGAUUAAGAAAGCUUUUUGCGAGCCGGGCAACAUUGAGGACAAUGGGCUGCUGAAGUUCGUCAAGCAUGUGAUCUAUCCGAUGUUCAAGGCGGGAGAUGGUUUCGAGAUUAAGCGCAAGGAAGAGUUCGGUGGGGACAAGAAGUUUGAAAAGUACGAAGAUUUAGAAGCAAUGUUCGCUGCACAGGAAUUGCACCCAGGAGAUUUGAAAGCCGCCGUUGAGAUCUACAUCAAUCGGUUGCUGGAUCCGAUUCGUAAGGCCUUUGACGAUGACUUCCACAAAGCGCUUACAGAGCGAGCUUAUCCUACUGGAGCGACAGCAAAGAAGGGUGCAGCAGCUCAGGCCACCGGAGAGAACACACCCGACAAGGUGGAACUGAAGGUUGGCCAAAUCCUGGAGGCAACCAAACAUCCCGAUGCCGACACCCUCUGCAUCCUGACCGUAGAUAUCGGAAACGACACGAAAAAGUCCAUCGUUAGCAACCUGAUGGCUUACUACGGCCUGGAGGAUUUGAAGGGACGUUCGGUGGUGACGUUGACCAACAUGAAGUCCUCGAAGAUCCGUGGAGUGGAAAGUGAAGGUUUGGUGCUGUGCGCCUUCAAUCAGGAGAAGUACGAGCCGUUGGUAGUGCCGGAAGGAGCCAAGGUUGGUGAGCGCCUCAUCGUAGAAGGUUUUGACAACACGCAAGCUGAAGUGCCGCAGUUGAACCCCAAGAAAAAGGUUUGGGACAAGAUCCAAGCGGAACUGAAAACGAAUGCCGAUGGUGAAGCGCUAUGGAAGGAAUUCUCCAUGCUGACGCUGAAUGGCGAUAGGAUUACUAGCACACUGAAAGGAUGUAACAUCAAGUGAAGAUGAAGAGGAUUUCGCCAAACAAGAAACGAUUAUAGACGGAUCAGUCUACAAGACGCGGCAGUGAUGAAAUAUUUUUAAUUUAUUUAUCAGUUUGUGUUUUCAAGCAGCAGCAAUCGCCAUGUACACGCGCAGUUUCGAUCAUAUUUUGCAUUUCAAUGAUUCGUUGCGAGUUGAAUAAAUCUCAUAUCGUUGGAACGAACCUAUUCA